This is a messenger RNA of Polyodon spathula (Mississippi paddlefish), 4559 nucleotides long. Its product is annotated as metaxin-3-like. The record is from RefSeq and is a predicted model, not a curated record. The transcript is spliced from 9 exons. Lineage: Eukaryota; Metazoa; Chordata; Actinopteri; Acipenseriformes; Polyodontidae. The coding region runs from base 44 to 976 and encodes 310 amino acids. Gene Ontology annotation, cellular component: SAM complex. Gene Ontology annotation, biological process: mitochondrion organization.
UCCCUUCUGCAGCUGCAAGUGUUUCCUGUGCAGUGAAGUAAAAAUGGCGACUCCCAUGGAACUGAGCUGCUGGGGAGGAGACUGGGGUCUGCCUUCUAUUCACACUGACUCUCUAAUUGUCAUGGCAUAUGCCAAAUUUUCUGGGGCUGAGCUGAAAAUCCAGACUAUUGAUUGGACGUGGAAGACAUUAACAGGGACUGUACCAGCAUUGAACUUGGAAGAUGCUGUUGUGACCAAACCUGCACACAUUGUGAACUAUUUAAGGAAACAGAAAUACAAUGUUGACUACGACUUAACAGCUAAGCAGGGAGCCGACACUCUGGCCUAUAUUGCACUACUGGAGGAGAAGCUGCACCCAGCCCUGCUGCACACUUUCUGGGUUGAUGCUGAAAACUACUCCAGUGUAACCAGGCCAUGGUUUGCUUCCAGAACCCCGUUUCCAUUGAACUUUUACCUGCCAUGUAGGCAAUCCAGUGCAGCGCUAAACCGGAUUCUUCUGACCAAAGGGGAACCUCCAUUGCAUAGCAUCACUGAAGUCGAGGCAAAGAUUUACAGUGAUGCCAAGGAGUGCCUAAAUCUUCUAUCGCACAGACUGGGGACAUCCCAGUACUUCUUUGGGAACAAGCCUACCAGCCUGGAUGCCUUUGUGUUUGGAUUCCUUGCACCUCUGCAUAAAGCACAUCUCCCCAGUGGGCAGCUUCAGCAGCACCUCAAACAGCUCCCCAGCCUGGCUCACUUCUGUGACAAUAUUAUCAGCACCUACUUCGUUCAGAACGACUCGGGCUUGUCUCCCGCUGGCCAGGACACAGUAGAUGCAAAUCUGCAGAAACUGACGCAGCUUGUAAAUAAGGAGUCCAACUUAAUAGAAAAGAUGGAUGACAAUCUCCGCAGCAGUCCUCAGCACAGACCGAGACGGUUGACUAAUUUGAAAGCCUCCCUUGUAGCUGAGGAAAGCAUCUCCUCAACACCUGCCUGACUGUGAACAGCUCUGCCUUUGUUUCAGGAUUCCGAUGAUAGAAUAUCAGUGCAGCCUCGGACCUGAGGAAGCAUGAUUGUAGAUCCCAACACCCUGAUCUCAGCAGAGAGGACUCGCCCUGAACUCGAUCCUACUGGGGGAAGCCUGGCAGCUCAAAACAAACAGCAGUCUUAAUCCAACUAGUGUUUCAGAUAUCUCUGUACAGCAUGCUUCAAAGAUCAACUUAACAUAACAUACAGGCAGAUGUGUAGCUUUGUUUUACUGGUCUGGAUCAGAGAAGGUUAAUGAGUUUGAUCCAGUGGCAGAAUCUAUAUGCUGUUUGUAGGAACAUUUUUGCAGUUUCACAGAUAACAUUUGUUAAUUUAAUCAAAGCUUCAAUUAUUUUCAUAGUAUAACUAUGAUUUAAAAUGAAUGUAUGGAGCCAAGUGAUAUGUUUCUGGGAUCCACAUAUUUCUCACACAUUUUUAUGGUUUAAUAAGUUUUUGUCUAGUCUUGUUUUGUUUGCCUUAUAGCCCAAUUUCUAGCCUCAACACACAUGGGUUCAGGAACCUCUCUCCUCAGUUAGCUUGAUCCUGAGUCUGCAGUUCUCCACUCCGAGGCCCGGUACGUUGGGUGGGUCUGUCCAUUGUCAGGAUCACACAAUUUGCAACUUCAUCUCAGUAGAAAGCCAUCAUAGAUGUUUUUUUUUAAGAUAGCUGAUGGACCAUUUUGCACACGUUCAGGUUGGCUGCUGGACCAUUUUGCACACGUUCAGGUUGGCUGAUGGACCAUUUUGCACGCUGUACAUAUUGAGAAGCAUGAAUAUGACCCGACACUCCUUCCCUGAAAGGUCAUGUGUGAUACAGUGUCUGGCAUGAUGGAAUGUGUAGCUCUUUAGUUUUAUUCUGUGUCAUUGAAGGCGUUCUGUAUGAAGGAGUCAGGAAGCUGUUUGUUGCUUUUCAGGUAACUUGGAAGAAAGAUUUGAUUAUGCUACACAAAUCUGAUCGGGACAAGGAAGUGCCUUGGCUGUUUCCAUGGAUAUUCUGCCUUCAUUGUCAGAAAGUGAAGACUUUAUUAUUUGAUUAAGCAACUCUGGGGAGUAUCUUGCACUGGAAUUCACCCUCCUGUCACUAAUGUUUGAAGCACAAUAUGGAAUCCACAAAGUGAUGCUGAUUUCUCAAAUCUGCCUUUUUGUUCAACAAACUGUGGACAGAUAUACUGAACCUUCGAACUGAAGUAUUAGACACUGCUAGGCUCAUAAGGUUUGUAAGAACUGGAUUAUUCAAGAUAAAUAUCUUAAGUGUUAAGCAAACUCAAAUUAAAACAUUGAGUCUCAAGACAGUCCGUUCCACAAAGUAUAUUUACAUCAAACUACUAUAGGGCAAAGUUCUCUAUUUUUUUAUUUUUGUUUUGUGGCGGGGGAGGGUUACCAGUAUAUUUUUUUACCCUGCAGAAUUAUUGUAGCAUUGAAUCAACUAAUUUACCUCAGAACUAGAAUGUACUGCAAAUUAAUGACUAGAUCACACUAUUCUUGUAAUUCAGGAGUAGGGCUGUUUGAAUUUCAAGUAAUAGUCAUUACAUAAUCUUUACUACAGAUUGGAAUGUAAAGCAUACUGUAUGUACAUUGGCUGUAUGAUUUGAUCUGCAACAUUAGAUACAGAAAAACGCUUGACCUUACUCUAUGGAUGGAACUAUUCUUGUUAGAUCAAUUGAUCAUUUUAUAUGACGUAUCUAUAUAUCAGUAACCCAUCCAUUGUUGCAUGUUUAAGCACUGUAUUUUCUUAUAAUACUUUUUCAUUUUCAAUAACAUUUGGUUAGCUUAUGAAAAUAUGUGGCCCUGAAAAGUAAAAACAUAUUUCUGGUGCCCAAGUCAUGAACGCUGAUUGUGCAGAGCAACUUCAUAUUCAUAAUCGUGAACGCUGAUUGUGCAAAGCAACUUCAUAUUCAUAAUCGUGAACACUGAUUGUACAAAGCAGCUCCAUAUUCGUAAUCGUGAACGCUGAUUGUGCAAAGCAACUUCAUAUAAUCGUGAACGCUGAUUGUGCAAAGCAACUUCAUAUUCAUAAUCGUGAACGCUGAUUGUGCAAAGCAGCUCCAUAUUCAUAAUCGUGAACGCUGAUUGUGCAAAGCAACUUCAUAUAGUCGUGAACGCUGAUUGUGCAAAGCAACUUCAUAUUCAUAAUCGUGAACGCUGGUUGUGCAAAGCAAUUUCAUAUUCAUAAUCGUGAACGCUGAUUGUGCAAAGCAACUCCAUAUUCAUAAUCGUGAACGCUGAUUGUGCAAAGCUCAAUAUUCAUAAUCGUGAACGCUGAUUGUGCAAAGCAACUUCAUAUUCAUAAUCGUGAACACUGAUUGUGCAAAGCAGCUCCAUAUUCAUAAUUGUGAACGCUGAUUGUACAAAGCAAUUCCAUAUUGAACUCUGCUAUGAAGCCCUAUGGUUCUUGAGUUAUCUUAAGAACUGCUUGUAUAGUUGUGAGGAAACUUGCAAAAGGCCACUGUCUUCUCACGAGCGUAAGGGAAUGUAUGCAUAGGUACAUCAUGACUUUCUGAGCCCUGGCUUUAUAUAUAUACAACUAAUAACAAAAUACCAGGCAGAGUGCAAUAUGUAAAUUAGUGCUCGUUACUUUUAAUGCAGUACACAUGCACUGGUCAGUAGUGUAAUCUUUAUAUAAUAGUCUUGCUAGCUACAGUAAGGAACAGUCUGCUAAUCCUGGUACUUUUUAUGGCAUUGGCAAUAGCAGCCCAUGGGACAAAGUCUGCUUGCCUGGUAUUUUGUCCACUCUUUGGAGAGCAUUAAAAUAAAUAGUUUGGAUUGAACAAAGUCCCAGUCGUCAUGAAUUCCUUCCUUCUGCAGGGGAGAUAUGUGUGCAGUGGUACAUCUUAUUACUACUAGACAGAAACAUAGUAUGAUUCAGUAAUGAAUGUCCUUCUUGCUGCCUUAUGAAUGAUCACGUUGUGAUUUAGUCAUUGAGCAGUUUGUGUUCUUCAGCAAUGCAUGCACUUCAUAUUCUUUGGUUGCAUUUCCAGAUUUAGUUUUAGUUGUGUGUGUGUUUGUGUGUGUUGGUUCCUCACUCAUAAUAGUAAUAAUACUAAUAAUCUCAUACUUGAAUAACAAUAAUAGUAAAUUGUUAUUAUUGGGUUUGAAUGCUUAUUGUUUUCCUUUGUUAGCAGUUAUGUCUAUGUUAAUAGAGAGGUCGUUUUGGGAUUGUACAUAUUUGAGGUCUGAAUCCUUUUACAGGAAGUACAUUGUGGUUUGCUGAAAGGCUAGCCUCCGAUACAUCAGGUGUUUUAACCAGGUUCUGAGCAUGUGCUUCUGUUUCCUCUUGCUCUUUUUCCAAAUAUAUUGGGAGGAGUUGUGUCCUGUAUGUAGUAAAAGGUGUUUCAGUCUAUGGAAUGCGUUGAAUUCUGUCAAUAAAGAGCAAGGCAAGGUGAAGAAUUUCUGCUCUUAAUAUGUUUAAUGCUAUACUUUUAACAAACAAAUAACUUCCUAAGCACAUUGUGUGUGACUGACUAACCUAUAAGAAAUAACAAUAAAAAAAAAACAAACAUACAAAAUGAAUUGUCAACUGCUUUGAAUUCUAUUUAUUGAAGGUGUUUUGGACAG